AUGAAACAUCGAGUUACCGAACCCACGAUUCAGCAGUGCACUCCUACAUCCAGGGAGGAACAGAAUGACUCACUCUUCAAGCCUUCAUACAGAAGCAAUGUCCCACAUCGGAAAGAUUGCCUGUAUCAUGGUCCUGCAGGCACUGCAUUCGCAUUUGACGUCGCACGAUGCAACUUAGAAUCCAUGGGCUUAAUGGCCACGUCGACAGACGACAAUAGCCUCCUGGACUACUAUUCUACCGAUGAUGGCCCUGAGGUACCGCACCCUAUACGAGACCCUCUUGGUUUUGUCCCUAGGGAAGAAGUGCUACGCUUGUGCAAGGCAUUUGCAGAAGAGACUAAUAUCAUGUAUCCGUUUUUGGACAUGGACAAGGUCAUAGGCCAAAUUGAAUUACUUAGCACAGCCCAAGAUGCGAAGGGAUACCGGAUCAUCUCCCGUGACGACAAAGAUAUUAUCGUCCUUGUGCUGGCAAUAUCUCUGAUGAGAGAGACCGCCGGAGAGAGUGAACUGGGCAGAUCGCUGUUCCAUUCGAUAAGGAAUCGUUUGGAAAACAAAACAUGGGCUCCAUUAUCUGUCAGUGGUAUCAGUUCUCUUGUUUUAGCAUCUCGGUACUACUUCUAUGCGGAUGAAGACGAAAGACUGGCUUGGCGGACCAUCGGAAUUGCUGCGAGACAAUGCCUUGAAUUAGGACUACAUAAGCUGCAGGGAUACCCGAAAUCCGAGGAAGUGGGUUCUCAGCCCGCCCUCAUCCUAUUCUGGUCAGCUUUUGCGCUAGAUCGCCGCUGGAGUUUUGGGACUGGGUUGCCUUUCUCGAUACAAGAGGAAGAUAUUGACCCCUCUCUACCGGAGCCGGAUGAUUCCUACAUCUAUCUCAAAACCAUGAUUCCAUACUGUCGAAUUAGUUCCAAAGUCUGGUAUUCCGGUCUGGGUACAGGAGAGGUUUCGAAAUUAAGGAGGGACUGCAUGGAAAACCUCGAUUCGCAGGUGCUUCAAUGGCAGGAACAAAUGCCAGAAUCCCUCAAGUGCCCAAACCCUUACAGUGUUGAAAUCGGACUCCAUACAAUAUCGAGAAGACUCCAAAUUCAAAUGGUUGUUCGAAAAAAUGUCAUGCGCACCUUAAUUUACCGACCAAUUCUCUACAGCUACGCCAAUAUCAAGCACAAUAUGUCGCAGGCGGUGCUAUGUGUGCACCUUGCCAAAGACACGAUACGGAUCCUAUAUCAAACGCAUAAAGUGACAAAGAUCUACAAAGCCCAACAGACACUAUUCAACUUCUUUAUCUUGUCGUCUCUGGCAAUCAUCUUUUUGGCAUGUUUUCAUGAUCCGGCAGACUUCUGUUCUUGUGUUCAAGAGGAGGUCUCCAUGGCCCUUGAACUCGUCAAGGCUUUCAAUACCAAGUCGCGAGUUGCGAAGCGACUGUGGAAAGCCAUUCAAGAUCUUCGGGAGGUUGGUGAGAGGCUUGGUGUCCUAUCCGCUGCCUGUCCUUUUGACGAAGCGGGUUUUCAGUCAUCUCCUGUAAACGGCCUGGAUGAGGCUGAUUGUUCAAUGACCGGGACUAGAGUGAGUGCCGAACUGACAAAUCUGCUGGAAGAAAUUGGAAUAUAUCACCCUCCCGCAACUGUACACCCUAGCCAGGGUAAUGAGGACAAUGAAUACGACAACCGUCCCUUGGAGCAGCCAGAGUGGGGAAAUGCUACCGAAUCUCAGUGGGCCAACGCUGAUGGACUUUCUGAGGUCCUAAACCCGCUAUUCUGGAAUUGCUAG
Molecule: messenger RNA, 1764 nt
Organism: Penicillium concentricum
Lineage: Eukaryota; Fungi; Ascomycota; Eurotiomycetes; Eurotiales; Aspergillaceae
Product: fungal specific transcription factor domain-containing protein
Exons: 3
Coding region: 1-1764 (587 amino acids)
Biological process (GO): positive regulation of transcription from RNA polymerase II promoter by galactose; DNA-templated transcription
Cellular component (GO): nucleus
Molecular function (GO): zinc ion binding; DNA-binding transcription factor activity, RNA polymerase II-specific; RNA polymerase II cis-regulatory region sequence-specific DNA binding
Source: RefSeq, a predicted model, not a curated record